This is a messenger RNA of Chenopodium quinoa (quinoa), 1102 nucleotides long. RefSeq lists its product as uncharacterized. NCBI's taxonomy places the organism in Eukaryota, Viridiplantae, Streptophyta, Magnoliopsida, Caryophyllales, Amaranthaceae. The coding region runs from base 376 to 1020 and encodes 214 amino acids. The record is from RefSeq and is a predicted model, not a curated record. The transcript is spliced from 3 exons.
AAUAUGAAUCGUGUAAUUGUGUUUAUUGAUUGUUUGCUACGAUGUUCUAUUGUUAUAGUAAUCUGCCCAUCUUGUUCAUAUAUGAAUCCUGUUUUUAUUUAUACAGUAAUGAGUUAUUGGAUUUUGAUUUUCCCGCGAAAGUUUGGAUUUUUUAAAAGUUGAAUAAAAUAUUUGCUAUAAUGUAUGCCCAUUUUUUUCUUUUUAUUUGCUAUUGUGUAAUUGUGUUUGCAUUUGAUUAUCAUCAUUUAUCUGAACUUUGUUGUGAUUGGAAUUUUUUUCUUUUUAUUUUAUACGGUCUGAUGCCACGUCGUAAAUAGCAUACAAUGCGAUGAUUAUAGAUGCUAUGUUUACUUUUUUGAAUUGAGUUUUUUUGUUAUGAAAUUAACUACUCAUGUCACUCUAAAUUUUGACCUUCUGUGUAGUAGCAGGAUGGCUCGAAAGAAAUCGCAAGUGCACGCAACGGACAAUUCUGAAUGCGAGGAAGAAAGAGGUCGUACUGUGCUCAGAAUGGUUGGGAGAACUAUUCAGGUUGGCACAAAAAUCCCUUUACAGUGGCAUACAACUCGGAGAAUCCCUAUCGGUGUUCAUAGAGGUCAUUUUUCCACCUACAUUGGUGUAGUUGUCCGUGAAAAAGUAAGCAUCACCUACAGAAAGUGGUCAGACCUGCCAAAAGCACUUCUUGAUGAUUUGUAUGAAAAUAUUUCGAGGGGGUUUCAUAUCCUUGAGGAUCGCAAAGGUUGGAUUAUGAAACAAGCUUGCGUUCGAUGGAGAGCUUUCAAGACUAGAUUAAGGCUCAAGUGUUUGUACCUGAAAGAUGGAACAAUCAAUGAUUCUCCACCAUUGAAAUAUCCUUUCAUAUCUAAAGAUGAUUGGGAAAAAUUCAUUCAGGCUUGUAAUUCUAGGGACUUCAAGAAAUUGAGUGAAAGAAAUCGUGAAAGUUCGAAGAAGAGGACCUCAAAAUAUCGAGGUGGGAGACUUUGCUAUCAAUAUUUUGAAGAAACAAUUGUAAGUAUAUGCUAAACAUUUUAUAACUACUAUGUGGUAUUAGUGGUGUUCUUAUUACUGUAACCUUCUGUUUUUUACUUCAAAUAAACUUAAUACU